UAAGAUUGGCCUUCGCUGGUAGCGUGAGGGAGAGAGAUACACACAGAGAGCUGUGAGGAGACAUACCCGCUGCCUGCACUGCUGAGGAAGAGGAGACCAACUCCAACAGCACAGCCUUCUGCCAGGAUGAUCGUCAGCACUCAGCAGAACCUGGGCACAGACCUGGAUAUAGGUGGCUCAGAUGCACCCCCUCGAAACUGGCGUGGGAUUGGCCUGGCAGUGCUGGUCAUAACAAUAGUAAUGUCACUGGUGUUGUUGUCCAUUUUUCUGCUCUCUCCUGAGGAUCCAAAGCAGCCUGUGAAACCAUUCCUGACACUGUCUGACCUGGAGACUAUGGAGUAUCAGGUCCAUGUGCCCACACUGUCUUGGGCAAGUGACACAGAAAUAAUCCUAAAAACCAGAGAUGGAAAUCUUAUCCAACAGAAUGUGAAGACUAAGGAGUUCCGUAUCCUGCUUAGAAACACCACACUUGUGUCUCUUAGAGCAUCCAAUGCAGAGCUGUCUCCAGACCUGCAAAACAUCCUCCUCAUCUUCAACAAGCAGCAGAUUUCAGGAGUGGCUGCUAAGGCUUCCUACUCUAUCUACAAUAUCCGGACAAGUGAAGUCUGGGACCUGAAGCCUCCUGGGAAAAAUGAAACCUCACUGCAGUAUGCAUCAUGGGGACCCCAUGGGAGUCAAGUGGUAUUCAUCUUUCAAAAUGAUAUUUACUAUCAACAGUCUGCUUCAGCCCCUGCUCUCCGGCUCACUUCAUCUGGAGAUCCCGAGACUGUACUCAAUGGCAUCACUGACUGGACUUAUCAAGAGGAAGUGUUGCAUUCUUAUGCUGCUCACUGGUGGUCUCCUGAUGGAACACGGCUUGCCUAUCUCUCCAUCAACAACACCCUUGUACCCAAAAUGGAACUGACAUAUUUCUUGGGUUCUGACUACCCUGCCAGCAGGAAAUAUGCCUACCCUAAGGUCUGUCAUUUUAUUUUCUCAUGUAUACAGCUCUUUAUUUUCUUCUUGGUUUCCAAUACUCCAUGCCUAGAAUUAUCUUUUUGAAUAUGUUGUUUUUACUUUUUUGACCUCCAUUAAUAGUCAGAAAGAGACAGUCUCUGAUUAGCCAAAGAUUGAUUAGGGCCAUAUUACCCAUAUAAGUGCAUUUUCCUUUAUAAAUAAUAAUUUUAUCUGAAUAUAACUCAGUAUGUUAUUGUGCUCCCCUGUCUGUACUGUUACUAUUACUGUAUUGUAAAACUCACAGCACUGUGUGCAGAAGAAGCUAUGUCAUAAUAGAAAUACAUACAUGCAAAAUACUUUUAUAAAAUGAAGAUUAUUCAUUAAUAUUUGCUAGUGCACAAGUAGCAACAGGAACGAAAACAAACCAACUAAGAAAGUAGAUAAAUGGAUUACAUGAAAAAGAAUAUUUUAUUUUCAUUGCCUCAGAGGCUUUUGGGUAAUAAUCAGAGUAAAAAAUACAAUGGCCUGCCUAUGUCUCACACAUGUCCUUUACUUUGCACAAGGUCCUCUUGUUCUUUUUCAGGCCGGACAGCAUAUUCCCACAGUGAAAGUCCUUGUUGUUAACCUGUAUGGCCCAUCCCACACACUUGAGCUGCUUCUUCCUGAUACUUUUCAAUACAGGGAGUUCUAUAUCACAAUGGUAAUCUGGGUUACAAAUACUCGGCUUGCUGUGAAAUGGUUAAAUCGAUCGCAGAAUCUCUCUGUCCUCACGUUUUGUGAUGCAACUACAGGAGCCUGUAUAGAG
This is a messenger RNA of Xenopus tropicalis (tropical clawed frog), 1741 nucleotides long. RefSeq names its product inactive dipeptidyl peptidase 10-like. The coding region runs from base 127 to 1041 and encodes 304 amino acids. The transcript has 10 exons. Gene Ontology annotation, biological process: proteolysis. The record is from RefSeq and is a predicted model, not a curated record. NCBI's taxonomy places the organism in Eukaryota, Metazoa, Chordata, Amphibia, Anura, Pipidae.